This is a messenger RNA of Tupaia belangeri chinensis (Chinese tree shrew), 1476 nucleotides long. RefSeq names its product nucleotide-binding oligomerization domain-containing protein 2-like. The transcript has a single exon. The record is from RefSeq and is a predicted model, not a curated record. The annotation marks the transcript as partial. NCBI's taxonomy places the organism in Eukaryota, Metazoa, Chordata, Mammalia, Scandentia, Tupaiidae.
AAGUACUCGUCCAAGCUGAGGACCAUGGUCUCCGCUCAGGCUCGCUUCCUCAGUACCUACGAUGGGGUGGACAACCUUUGCCUGGAGGACAUAUACACAGAGAAUAUCCUGGCUGUCCGGAGGGAUGUGGGUGUGGCUGGAUCCCCAAAGAAGAGCCCGGCUACGCUGGGCCUGGAGGAGCUCUUCCACGCUGGUGGUCACCUCAAUGAAGAUGCGGACACCAUGUUGGUGGUGGGGGAGGCGGGCAGCGGCAAGAGCACACUCCUGCAGCGGCUGCACUUGCUCUGGGCCACCGGGCGGGACUUCCAGGAGUUUCUCUUUGUCUUCCCUUUCAGCUGCCGGCAGCUGCAGUGUGUGGCCAAACCACUGUCUUUACGGACACUGCUCUUUGAGCACUGCUGUUGGCCUGACACUGGCCAACAGGACGUCUUUCAGUUUCUUCUAGACCAUCCUGACCGCAUCCUGUUAACUUUUGAUGGCUUUGAUGAGUUCAAGUUCAGGUUCACUGAUCGUGAGCGUCACUGCUCUCCGACCCACCCUACGUCUGUCCAGAAUCUGCUCUUCAACCUUCUGCAGGGCAACCUGUUGAAGGAUGCCCGCAAGGUGUUGACCAGUCGUCCGGAUGCAGUGUCGGCGAGCCUCAGAAAGUAUGUUCGCACAGAGUUCAACCUCAAAGGCUUCUCCGAAGAGGGCAUUGAGUUGUACCUGCGGAAGUGCCACCGUGAGCCUGGGGUGGCAGACCGCCUCAUCCACCUGCUCCAGACAACAUCAGCUCUGCAUGGUUUGUGCCACCUGCCUGUCUUCUCGUGGAUGGUGUCCAAAUGCCACCAGGAACUGCUGCUACUGGAGGGGGGCUCCCCGAAGACCACCACGGACAUGUACCUGCUGAUCCUGCAGCAUUUUCUGCUGCAUGCCUCCCCACCACACUCGGCCUCCCAGGGUCUGGGACCCAGCCUUCUCCAAGGCAGGCUCUCCACCCUCCUGCACCUUGGUCAGCUGGCUCUCUGGGGCCUGGGCACAUGCUGCUAUGUGUUCUCAGCCCAGCAGCUCCAGGCAGCACAGGUUGACUCUAAUGACAUUUCUCUCGGCUUUCUGGUAUGUGCCAAAAAUGUCGUGCCAGGGAGUAUGGCACCCCUGGAAUUCCUGCACAUCACUUUCCAGUGCUUUUUUGCUGCAUUCUACCUGGCCCUCAGUGCUGACAUGCCACCAGCCUUGCUCGGACACCUCUUCAAUUGUCAAAGGCCAGGCAGCUCACCGCUGGCCAGGCUGCUGCCCAUGCUGUGCGUACAGGGCUCAGCGUGCAAGGAGGGCAGUGUGGCAGCUUUGCUGCAGAGGGCUGAGCUGCACAACCUUCAGAUCACAGCGGCCUUCCUGGCAGGACUGUUGUCCCAGGAACACCAGAGCCUGCUGGCUGAGUGCCAGGCAUCCAAGAAGGCCCUGCUCCAGCGCCAGGCCUGUGCCCGGUGGUGUCUGGCU